AUGUUCACCUGGAUCAAAAACCUCUUCACCCUCUCCCCCGAAAAGCGACAAAAACGCAAACGAAUCAAAGCCCUCCGCAAGCGAAGCCGAAAACGACGAGCGCGCGAACGAGAACUCUUCAUACAGAGACGGUAUCGACUUAAUGGUGGCAAGAAACGAACUGGGUUUUACUUGGCGAUCGGUCCCUUUACUACGACUGGACAACUCGCAGGGAUCUAG
Molecule: messenger RNA, 219 nt
Organism: Aspergillus wentii DTO 134E9
Lineage: Eukaryota; Fungi; Ascomycota; Eurotiomycetes; Eurotiales; Aspergillaceae
Exons: 2
Coding region: 1-219 (72 amino acids)
Source: RefSeq, a predicted model, not a curated record